Aspergillus clavatus NRRL 1 is the source of this 1629-nucleotide messenger RNA. RefSeq names its product RCC1-like domain-containing protein. Lineage: Eukaryota; Fungi; Ascomycota; Eurotiomycetes; Eurotiales; Aspergillaceae. The coding region runs from base 1 to 1629 and encodes 542 amino acids. Gene Ontology annotation, cellular component: cytoplasm. The transcript is spliced from 2 exons. Gene Ontology annotation, molecular function: guanyl-nucleotide exchange factor activity. The record is from RefSeq and is a predicted model, not a curated record.
AUGCCUCCAAAGAAAAGCGCGCCUAGGGCCGCCUCGAAGCCCUCGACAACCACAACCAAGGUUACUGCGGCAAAGGAAACAACCGUGGUCAAGACUGAAAGCAAAGGUCGUGCUUCGAGAUCCACCAGCUCUUCGAAGAGCAAAGUCACUUCGAAGAAGCAAUCUCAAGCUGCCGAUUCCCCUGCAAAGUCGCGCAAGGCGAAGACCGCGAGCGCAUCAACUGCGACCAAGAAGCGCAAGGCUCAAGAAGAUGACGAGGGACCUGCUCUUGAAACUAAAAAGGCACGUGUCACUAAGCCUCGCCCCGUAAAAACGAAACCAAAGGUAGUCAUCAACCAUGCGCCGACCACAAGAUUGAAUAUUUAUGUCUGUGGUGAGGGAAGCUCUGGCGAACUUGGGCUUGGCGCAGAGAAAAAUGCAGUAGAUGUGAAGAGACCGCGGCUCAAUCCCCACCUGCCAGCAGAUCGGAUCGGUGUUGUGCAGGUCGCUGUCGGCGGCAUGCAUUGCGUUGCCCUUACGCAUGACAACAAAAUCCUUACUUGGGGCGUCAAUGACCAAGGUGCUCUUGGGCGAGACACUACGUGGGAGGGGGGCUACAAGGACAUAGAUGACAACAAAGACGAUGCGGACUCGGACUCGGACUCGGAUGAUGACAGUGGUCUCAAUCCCUAUGAAUCGACACCAACUGCCAUCCCAUCUGAAGCUUUUCCUUCUGAUACCGUCUUUGUCGAAGUCGCUGCUGGCGAUAGCUCUAGUUUCGCCCUUACUGAUGACGGUCAGGUUUAUGGCUGGGGAACGUUCCGAAGCAAUGAUGGCAUUCUGGGGUUCGAUGCCCAACACAAGGUUCAAGUGUCCCCUACUUUGAUUCCGUCUCUUAAAAAGAUCAGACACCUUGCCUGUGGUGACAAUCAUGUCCUUGCUCUGGACGAGAGGGGUGCUGUUUUUUCUUGGGGAUCAGGCCAGCAGAACCAAUUAGGUCGCCGUAUCAUUGAGCGCAAUAGACUGAACGGUCUUCAGCCUCGUGAAUUUGGCCUACCUAAGAGUAUCGUCCACAUCGGCUGUGGUGCCUUUCACUCCUUCGCCGUGGAUAAAUCUGGGAAGGUCUACGCCUGGGGUUUAAAUAGUUUUGGUGAAACAGGUAUUCGCGAAGGCGCUGGCGAUGAUGAGGCCGCCAUUGUCCAUCCUACCGUUGUGGAUUCACUUUCCGGAAAGAAGAUUACCCAGUUGUGCGGUGGUGCUCACCAUUCGCUGGCUGUCUCCGAUGAUGGCGAAUGCCUUGCGUGGGGUCGAUUGGAUGGCUAUCAGACGGGUCUUAAGAUUGAUACUCUUCCUGCUGAUGCGGUUGUGAAGGAUGAACGCGGACGCCCGCGAAUUUUAAUUGAUCCCACACCUGUUCCAGGCAUCAAAGCCUCUCUUGUCGCAGCCGGGUCGGACCAUUCUAUCGCCAUUGACACUGAUGGUCGCGCCUGGUCAUGGGGCUUUUCGGCCACAUAUCAAACAGGCCAGGGUACUCAGGAUGAUAUUGAGGUUGCGACAGUCGUUGAAAAUACUGCUGUGCGUGGCAAGAAGUUAAUCUGGACCGGUGCUGGUGGUCAAUUCUCCGUCUUUGCAGAACCAGUCUCGAUGUGA